Candidozyma haemuli is the source of this 1359-nucleotide messenger RNA. It is a transcript of the gene CHT3, whose product is annotated as Cht3p. The transcript has a single exon. Gene Ontology annotation, biological process: carbohydrate metabolic process. Gene Ontology annotation, cellular component: extracellular region. Gene Ontology annotation, molecular function: chitinase activity. Lineage: Eukaryota; Fungi; Ascomycota; Pichiomycetes; Serinales; Metschnikowiaceae. The record is from RefSeq and is a predicted model, not a curated record. Bases 1 to 1359 code for a protein of 452 amino acids.
AUGCUUUCCCAGACAUUCCUUUUACUCCUUGUAUCUCUCCUUGGAAAGGUUCUUGCCUUCUCCGCCUCCUCCAACAAGAACGUUGCCGUCUACUGGGGUCAGAACUCCUACGGUAACCAGGACAGAUUGAGCGCCUACUGUGACAACGACGACACCGACAUUGUCCUUGUCUCUUUCGUCACUGGCUUCCCUGAAUUGUCCUUGAACUUUGCCAACCAAUGUGGUGGCUCCUUCAGCAACGGUGUUCUCCACUGCCCUCAGAUCGGUGAGGACAUCAAGACCUGUCAGUCCAAGGGUAAGAAGAUCUUGCUUUCCUUGGGUGGUGCCUCUGGUAGCUACGGUUUCCACGGCCCUAACGCUGACUCCGACGCUGAAAAAUUCGCUGAGACCUUGUGGAACAAGUUCGGUGCUGGUUCUGACGACGAGAGACCUUUCAACGAUGCUAUCGUUGAUGGUUUCGACUUUGACUUGGAGAACAACAACCCUACCGGUACUGUUGCUUUGUCCAACGCCUUGAGAAAGCAAUUCUCCAAGGACUCUUCCAGACAAUACUACUUGGCUGCCGCUCCUCAGUGUGUCUACCCAGAUGCUUCCUCCGGUGACAUCUUGGCUGAGACUCAAAUCGAUUUCGCUUUCAUUCAAUUCUACAACAACUACUGUGGUCUCGGUGACAACUUCAACUGGGACACUUGGCAGAAGUUUGCUGAGGAGGACUCUCCUAACAAAGAUAUCAAGUUGUAUGUUGGUUUGCCAGGUGCCCCAAGCUCUGCUGGCUCUGGUUACGCUGACCUCGACAAGGUGAAGAAGAACGUUGGCCUGGACAUCUUGAACAACAAGAACUUUGGUGGUUUCAUGUUGUGGGAUGCUUCUUCUGGUGCUAGCAACAAGAACAGCGAGGGUGUCUCUUUCACUCAGCAGCUCAAGAACUACCUUUUGGGUAAUGUUGAGGAAGAAUCUCCAUCUGCUCCAGCUUCUACCUCCUCCAAGCCUGCUCAGACCUCUGCUACUUCCACCACCAAGGCCGCUGCUGAGACUCCAGCUGAAGAGACUCCAGUUGAAGAGGCCAAGCCAACUCCAUCCAAGGGUGUUAACGCUGGCGCUCAACCUAAUGUUCCAGGUGAUGGUUCUAAGACUACUGUCGCUGCUGAGGCCACUACCACUCAGGCCCCUCAGGAUGACUUGGUGACCGUUACCGUGCAAAAUCCUUCUUCUACUUUCACUACUGUGCGUGUUUCCUGCUCUAGUGAUACUCUUGUUAAUACCGUCGACGGUAAGGUUGUCACUGAGGUUGUCACUGUUACCAGAGUUGUGUCUACCGCUUACCUUACCAAGACUGUCAAGGCCGAGCCAACCGCUUAA